AAUCGUCUUAUCUCAACGAAUUGCUGUUGUAUUUUUUUCAUUAAAUCACGAACAGAAAUACAAAAUCAAUAAUCAUAGACAUUUUAAACAAUGUUCAAUUAUUAAUGAGUUGAGAGUUGAGACGUUUAGCACUCGACCUAUCAACACCCAAAUAACAUCAUUUUACGAAAUUUAGAACUCACCACGAUGGGUCACGAGCGGACGCCAAAGCAAGUUGACGAUGAAUUGGAUGAAAUUUGUUUAAAAAUGAUACAAUUAAUGGAUGACUAUUGCUCGAGUAUUGGUCGGCUGGAACACUGUUUACGUGAUGGUUGCGUGCACCUAGCUAAAAGUAGGUACGUAAUGGGCAAUAGUAGCGUAUCUGACUUACAGCUUCCCACGUCCGGCCCGUACACUGCUCGCUCAACAGUAGUACGUGAGGAGAAUACUGAAACAAUCAAUUUGGCGCAUGACGACAGCGGCGAUGAUCCCAUCAAACGUUUUGGGGUACUCGUUCCAGGUAGUCUACGUAUGGCUCAAGAAAGAUUUUGUAAAUGUUUAGAAUCGACAAUCGAAGCCGCAGUCAUUAAAUCAGAAAUGGAAAAAGUUCGAGGAAAUUAUUUAUCAUUAAAGGAUACGAGAAGUCAGAUGACAAACAAAGUUAAUAAGUGAAAAUAACAUAAAUAAUUCCUCAUACAAUAACUUAAACUUGUAUAUUUGUCUUUUUGUUUUGUUUUUUUUUAAUACAAAUAAAUGAAAAAAAUUAUUUUAAAUAAAAAAAGAUAAA
Molecule: messenger RNA, 766 nt
Organism: Aphis gossypii (cotton aphid)
Lineage: Eukaryota; Metazoa; Arthropoda; Insecta; Hemiptera; Aphididae
Exons: 1
Coding region: 187-651 (154 amino acids)
Biological process (GO): vacuolar proton-transporting V-type ATPase complex assembly
Cellular component (GO): extrinsic component of endoplasmic reticulum membrane
Source: RefSeq, a predicted model, not a curated record